UUAUUUAUGAGUAUGGAACGCUUAGAUAAAUUUCAAAAGAAUUUGGUUGAGGAAGUUUGUCGUGGCUUGUUAGGGGAAGAACAUUUGGUUAAUGAUGUUAAAAAAACUUUAAAUUUGACUCUUGAUCCAAAAAAAGCAAAAGAAAUUAGAGAAGCCACCUUGGACCAUUUUUCUAAGCUCUCAAAGAAAUCAAUGGAGAAGGCAGACGAGAAAUAUAACUUUUCUGGAAAAUUUGCUCGUUUGGAUGAACAAGUUGAUGACAAUGAACCUUGUUCUUCUUCGGCUGCUGACGACGUUGACCUUCACAAAUCAUUCAAACAAGUUACUUGGCCAACUCGACGUGCUCUUCUUUUAGAAUAUGAGGAAAAACUUAAGGAUGAAAAACACAAAUUACAAGCUGAAUUGGAGGAGGAGGAAUUGGUGCUGUCAAACAUUGUUGAUGGUGUGGAUAAAUAA
Meloidogyne enterolobii is the source of this 456-nucleotide messenger RNA. The record is from the annotation of a GenBank genome assembly. NCBI's taxonomy places the organism in Eukaryota, Metazoa, Nematoda, Chromadorea, Rhabditida, Meloidogynidae.